Molecule: messenger RNA, 4779 nt
Organism: Malurus melanocephalus (red-backed fairy wren)
Lineage: Eukaryota; Metazoa; Chordata; Aves; Passeriformes; Maluridae
Gene: TLE3
Product: TLE family member 3, transcriptional corepressor
Exons: 21
Coding region: 357-2696 (779 amino acids)
Biological process (GO): negative regulation of canonical Wnt signaling pathway; regulation of DNA-templated transcription
Cellular component (GO): nucleus; transcription regulator complex
Molecular function (GO): protein binding; transcription corepressor activity
Source: RefSeq, a predicted model, not a curated record
GCCGCCCCGCUCCGCCCGGGCGCUGUGGCGGCACCGCGUGCUCGGGCGCCGCUGCCCCGCUCCGCGCCCGCUCCGCGAUGGCUCCCGGAGUUACGGCGAUCCCGGCUGGACGCAGCUGAACGGCCGCCCCCGGGCGGGGGACCCGCUCGCACCUCGCAUGUCCGCGGCGCCCGGGAAGUCGGAUGUGUACGGCCUUCCUCCCCCUCCUCCUCUCCUCCAUGGCCGUCGUGCUCCGGCUUCUCGGCCUCUCCGGGAGCGCUCCGAGGCCGGCGGGCAGCAGCGGCAGCUCCGCACGUCGCGAUCGCCGUAGCGAGGCUCGGCGCGGCUGCUUCCAGUGACCGCGCCCCAGCCCGGCCAUGUACCCCCAGGGCCGGCACCCGGCUCCGCACCAGCCGGGCCAACCGGGCUUCAAAUUCACCGUGGCCGAGUCCUGCGAUCGGAUCAAGGACGAGUUCCAGUUCCUGCAGGCCCAGUACCACAGCCUCAAAGUGGAGUAUGACAAGCUGGCGAACGAGAAGACCGAAAUGCAGCGCCAUUACGUUAUGUACUACGAAAUGUCGUAYGGUUUGAAUAUUGAAAUGCACAAACAGACAGAAAUUGCUAAAAGACUGAACACGAUUUUAGCCCAGAUCAUGCCUUUUCUGUCACAAGAGCACCAACAGCAGGUGGCCCAGGCUGUUGAACGUGCCAAGCAAGUGACAAUGACGGAGUUGAAUGCUAUCAUCGGGGUACGUGGACUUCCCAAUCUGCCUCUCACCCAGCAGCAGCUCCAGGCCCAGCACCUCUCGCACGCCGCCCACGGGCCCCCGGUCCAGCUGCCGCCGCACCCCUCGGGGCUCCAGCCGCCCGGRAUCCCGCCGGUCACCGGCACCAGCUCGGGGCUGCUGGCGCUCGGCGCCCUGGGCAGCCAGGCCCACCUGGCCGUCAAGGACGAGAAGAACCACCACGAYCUGGACCACAGAGAGCGAGACUCAAGUGCAAAUAAUUCCGUGUCCCCCUCGGAGAGCCUGCGGGCCAGYGAGAAGCACCGGAGCUCCACAGAUUACAGCAUCGACUCCAAGAAGCGGAAAGCGGAGGAGAAGGACAGCAUGAGCCGAUAUGACAGCGAUGGUGACAAGAGCGAUGACCUGGUGGUUGACGUCUCUAACGAGGACCCCGCUACCCCCCGAGUGAGCCCGGCCCACUCCCCCCCGGAGAAUGGCCUGGACAAAGCCCGUGGGCUGAAGAAGGGGGACGCUCCCAACAGCCCGGCCUCGGUGGCCUCUUCCAGCAGCACUCCCUCCUCCAAGACCAAGGACCUGGGCCACAACGACAAAUCCUCCACGCCCGGCCUCAAGUCCAACACUCCGACGCCCCGGAAYGACGCUCCCACCCCGGGCACCAGCAGCACCCCRGGGCUGCGGCCCAUGCCCGGCAAACCCAGCGGCAUGGACCCCCUGGCCUCGGCCCUGCGCACGCCCAUCUCCAUCGCGGGCUCGUACGCGGCGCCCUUUGCCAUGAUGGGGCACCACGAGAUGAACGGGUCGCUGACGAGCCCCGGUGCCUACGCGGGGCUGCACAACCUCCCUCCGCAGAUGAGCGCAGCCGCCGCUGCCGCCGCUGCCUACGGCCGGUCGCCAAUGGUGAGCUUUGGAGCUGUUGGGUUUGACCCACACCCACCCAUGCGAGCCCCAGGCCUGCCCUCCAGCCUGGCGUCCAUCCCCGGAGGGAAACCGGCCUACUCGUUCCACGUGAGCGCCGAYGGGCAGAUGCAGCCGGUGCCGUUCCCGCACGACGCGCUGGCGGGGCCCGGCAUCCCGCGGCACGCGCGGCAGAUCAACACGCUGAGCCAYGGCGAGGUGGUGUGCGCCGUCACCAUCAGCAACCCCACCCGCCACGUCUACACCGGYGGCAAGGGCUGCGUCAAGAUCUGGGACAUCAGCCAGCCUGGCAGCAAGAGCCCCAUCUCCCAGCUGGACUGCUUGAACAGGGAUAACUACAUCCGCUCGUGCAAGCUGCUGCCGGAUGGCCGCACGCUGAUYGUGGGGGGCGAGGCCAGCACCCUGACCAUCUGGGACCUGGCGUCGCCCACGCCGCGCAUCAAGGCCGAGCUGACGUCGUCGGCUCCCGCGUGCUACGCGCUGGCCAUCAGCCCCGACGCCAAGGUGUGCUUCUCGUGCUGCAGCGAYGGCAACAUCGCCGUGUGGGACCUGCACAACCAGACCCUCGUCAGGCAAUUCCAAGGGCACACAGAUGGGGCCAGCUGCAUAGACAUCUCCCAUGAUGGUACCAAGUUGUGGACAGGGGGCCUGGACAACACAGUKCGUUCAUGGGACCUGCGGGAAGGGCGGCAGCUGCAGCAGCACGACUUCACCUCCCAGAUCUUCUCGCUGGGGUACUGCCCGACGGGCGAGUGGCUGGCCGUGGGCAUGGAGAGCAGCAACGUGGAGGUGCUGCACCACACCAAGCCCGACAAGUACCAGCUGCACCUGCACGAGAGCUGCGUGCUCUCCCUCAAAUUCGCCUACUGCGGGAAGUGGUUUGUGAGCACCGGGAAGGACAACCUGCUCAACGCCUGGAGGACGCCCUAUGGAGCGAGCAUCUUCCAGUCCAAGGAAUCCUCGUCCGUGCUGAGCUGCGACAUCUCGGCCGAUGACAAGUACAUCGUCACGGGCUCGGGGGACAAGAAGGCCACAGUCUACGAGGUCAUCUACUAACCCUGGGAUUUAUGGAUGGGCCGGCAGCUCCGGCCCCGGCAGCGCUUGGAAACGCUCCGGGAAUGCUCUGGGAAUGCCGAGGGAAAGGCUCCGGGCCCCGGCCCCGCUCCGCCUGGCGUCGCUCCGCCCGGCAUCCGCCACACUCGGAUUUAUUUGGAGAUCUGCAACUCUGGCACACAUGGAAGCCCUAAAUGGAUUUUUAUUUGGUUUUAGGGCUUUGGGGUUUCUUUUGAAUUUUUUUUUUUUUUUUGUUUCCCGGUUCUUUCCGUCUGGCUUUGGUGGCACUAUAAAGGACUCCUUUUUUAUUGGGACUUUUUUUUUGUGCAUCCCGCAUAAGACUUGUGAAAAAUGUAAAUACUGGACUAGGAGAUAGCGUGGGAAGGGGGGACCCUCCCAGUACACUUAGUUGUGUAUUUUUGUCUGCUGUAAUUGUAUUCCACUGAUGGUUUUGGUGGUGGCAAUUUUAUUCUGGGGGUUUUUUGGUUUUGUUUUUGGUUUUUGUUUUUUUUUUCCCCUUUUCCCCCCCUCUGGAAGUGUCCGUGGGGACUUUGCCAUCCAGGCUGAGCAGAGAUGUCCGCUGGUGAAAAGUUGUUCCUCCUGUCGUGCGUCGUGUGUUAGUGAUGGUGGGGAAUCGCUCGGAUCCUCAGCUACUGACGGGACAUCGACACAAUCACCUUGGGGUUUGCUUUCAAGAGAUGGAUUUAUGGAUUUAUCCUUAUUUUUUCCGCGCUUGGAUGUUUGAAGAAAAGGGGAAGCCCACGCAAGCCCUUCUUGGUCUUCGGACAGAAGCAAAUGAGGAGUGAUUUCAAAGAAAGCUUAGAAAAUUCAGCUCAGGGAGCCACGAAAGAUAAUAGCAAACUUAUGUGUUUUGUAUUCAAAUGAAAGUAAAGAAUUAGAAUUGAUAACCUUGGAGAAAAAAAAAAAGACAAAAAAAAAUACAGUUUUUUUUUUAAAAGCGAAAAGUUUACUAACAAGUAGGGUUUGUGUGUGGUGGGGGGGCUGCUUGUGGUCCUUGUGGGCUUUAUGGUCUUGUGUCUUCUGGUUUUAUGGAGCAACUCCCUCCCCCACAGGCCUGCGUCAGCCUUUUGUACUAAAGGUUCCAAAAAGGACAGUAAAAAAAAAAAAGAUAAAAAAAAAACGAAGACCUAACGGGAAAAUAAAAGUAUUUGUGUAGCAGAAGUGCUCACCUGUAUUGUAGCACACGGCAGAGGAUUUUUAUACCACGUUUUUAUGGAUUAUUUUUGGCGAGUUGGAUCUGGUUCAAAAGGAAAAUGUUUAGGGUUGAGGGGAGAGAUGGUUUGGAGAAGGGGGAGAAGAGGAUGGAGAGGUGGGACCUGGAAUUGCAGCCCUCCCAGGAGCUUCCAUCCAUCCCUCUGAGGGAUCCAUCCCUUCCCUCUGGCUGCCCCUGGGGUGGACAGAGGAGCUGGGCUGGGAAGGAGGAGAAGUCUCCUGGGGGAUCCUGCUUUUCCCAUCAAAAUGAGAGGGUUUUGAGCUGAAACAAAGGAGUGUUCCAGGCACAGGGUGGCUGUUCCAGGGGUGAUGGGAUCAGUUUGGGGCGUUGAUGAUCCAAGGAAGGAGAAGCCCAAGUUCUCCAAAGCUGCUUUAGCAUUUUAGGAUGGUUUGGCUCAGAUUAAUAACUCUGCCCCUGCCCCAGCAGCCAGCAGAGCCUUGGAGGGCUCCAGGGGUGUUUUGGGGUCAGUUUUGGGAUUGGUUUGGGGCAGCUGUGCCCCUUUCUGCACCCCGACCCUGGGCACAGCAGUUCCAUGGCCUUCAGCGCCUUCCCCUCUGCGUGGAUGGGGCAGUGCUGGGAAGGGCUGGGGGGCUCUGCCCUGUCCCCAGGGUCCCCCCCAGCAGCGGGGUCACCCCCAGCCCAUGUCCCCCAGCCCCAUGGGUUUGCAGCUUAGUUUUCCUCCCCAGAGACCAGGAUUGAGGCAGGAAUUGCAUGUUCCAGAGCUGGUGGAGCCUUCUGGAGCCAGGGUCUCGACUUCACACCAAAGUAUGUAGCAGAAUCUGUACAGCUGUUCAUAACUACCACUGGUUUUUGUAAAAAAGGGCCAAAAAGAGAAAAAAAAAAGAAUAAAAA